Penaeus vannamei (Pacific white shrimp) is the source of this 1498-nucleotide messenger RNA. NCBI's taxonomy places the organism in Eukaryota, Metazoa, Arthropoda, Malacostraca, Decapoda, Penaeidae. The record is from RefSeq and is a predicted model, not a curated record.
CCACAGGGUAUAAAUACAAGCUGGAGCGCCGACACGUCCCGACUCUGGUCAAGUGAGCGAGGAGGCCUUAUUACGUCGUCUUCCGCCCGAACAAACCGCCGAUAUGACGAGGUCCGUAUCGGCGUGUACCGGUACCUGUUCCACCCCGAACAGCUGAUCACCGGGAAGGAGGACGCGGCCAACAACUACGCCAGAGGUCACUACACCAUCGGCAAGGAGAUCGUUGACCUCGUCCUGGAUCGGGUCAGGAAGCUGGCGGAUCAGUGCACCGGCCUUCAGGGAUUCCUCAUCUUCCACUCGUUCGGCGGUGGCACUGGCUCCGGCUUCACCUCCCUGCUCAUGGAAAGACUCUCGGUCGACUAUGGCAAGAAGAGCAAGCUGGAGUUUGCCAUUUACCCGGCCCCGCAGGUGGCGACGGCCGUCGUCGAGCCCUACAACUCCAUCCUGACGACGCACACGACGCUCGAGCACUCCGACUGCGCCUUCAUGGUGGACAACGAGGCCAUCUACGACAUCUGCCGCCGCAACCUGGACAUCGAGCGCCCGACCUACACCAACCUGAACCGCCUCAUCGGCCAGAUCGUGUCCUCCAUCACCGCCUCCCUCCGCUUCGACGGCGCGCUCAACGUCGACCUGACGGAGUUCCAGACCAACCUGGUGCCGUACCCGCGCAUCCACUUCCCGCUGGUCACCUACGCGCCCGUCAUCUCCGCCGAGAAGGCCUACCACGAGCAGCUCUCCGUCGCCGAGAUCACCAACGCCUGCUUCGAGCCGGCCAACCAGAUGGUCAAGUGCGACCCGCGCCACGGCAAGUACAUGGCCUGCUGCCUGCUGUUCCGCGGCGACGUCGUGCCCAAGGACGUCAACGCCGCCAUCGCCUCCAUCAAGACCAAGCGCACCAUCCAGUUCGUGGACUGGUGCCCCACGGGCUUCAAGGUGGGCAUCAACUACCAGCCGCCCACCGUCGUGCCCGGCGGCGACCUGGCUAAGGUGUCGCGGGCGGUGUGCAUGCUGUCCAACACCACGGCCAUCGCGGAGGCGUGGGCGCGACUCGACCACAAGUUCGACCUGAUGUACGCCAAGCGCGCCUUCGUGCACUGGUACGUGGGCGAGGGCAUGGAGGAGGGCGAGUUCACGGAGGCGCGCGAGGACCUGGCGGCGCUCGAGAAGGACUACGAGGAGGUCGGGAUGGACUCGGCCGAGGAGGAGGGCGACGACAACGAGUAUUAGUGCCCGACGGCGCUCCAAGUGGUAGAUUCACACACCCCCACACACACACAUACACACACACACACUUACACACACACUCACACCACACGCGCAGACAGCACAACCACUGAAAACGGAAGCUUAGAAGCGAUAUUUCAUCAAGCCUUAUUGCUUUUCCCAGCCCGCCCUCCGCCAGACGUCACGGGGUCUCCCACCGCAGUCGAAACCACUGGAUUCCCAGCCGCCUCGCCCCCCCCCCCACGCCCCCACGCCCCCCACCCCUCUCCCU